Molecule: messenger RNA, 2589 nt
Organism: Manihot esculenta (cassava)
Lineage: Eukaryota; Viridiplantae; Streptophyta; Magnoliopsida; Malpighiales; Euphorbiaceae
Product: LEAF RUST 10 DISEASE-RESISTANCE LOCUS RECEPTOR-LIKE PROTEIN KINASE-like 1.1
Exons: 4
Coding region: 457-2349 (630 amino acids)
Biological process (GO): protein phosphorylation
Molecular function (GO): ATP binding; protein kinase activity
Source: RefSeq, a predicted model, not a curated record
AACAUGAUGUCCAGACUUGUGCGUCCGACCCUCAAACUCUUUGUACGUUCUUACAAACUUUUAAAUAUUCGUGUUUCAGCCGCCCUGACUUAAUAUGUGUCUGUCAAAAAUAGUAUGAUCUUAUUCAAUUAAGCGUUAAAUGCAUAUAAAUAUCAUUUUCAUUUUAUCUUUUUUCAACCUAUUUUAACUCCUCUGCAACUCAUAAAUUUAAACCUCCGGAAUACUUCACACCCAUGAACAUUACUACCAUCGUUUACUACCCAAAACUCUUAACCAGUUACCAGACCAGUGUCUUGACCACGUUCCUCGAGGAUUUUGAGUUAUCACAGUCAAUGCCCAAGUCUUCUCUAUCAAAUUUCCAAGUCAAGCUGCCGUGUUUAGCUCCUAAACAAAGCCGUCAACGGACCUCCCUAUAACCCAUAUCCAACAAUGAUUUGCCACUGAGAUCUCACGCUAAUGGAAGCUCUCUGUUUCCUUGUAUUGCUUGCGCUGUUUCACCCAGCAGCUUCUUAUUCUCCGGAAGACAUAGAUUCCUUUUUCAAGAAAUGCCCGCCAGUUGAUUGUGGAAAGCUCGGCAAGGUCAUCAUACCUUUCACCAAUACAACACUUCCUGAGAAUUGCGCUCCUUUUGUGGUGGAUGAUUGCAAUAAACAACAUCAAAAGAUACAACUGGAGAGGGGAGGAAGAUGGUACCAAGUUGAAAACAUCUCUCAGUCUAAUUCCCUUUUUAUUACUGACACAGAGUUCCAGAAGCAGCUGAAUUCCAGGAACUGUCAAUCCUUCAACAAUUUGAGAUUUCCCAGUUUGCAAUUUGCUUCUUUUGUAAUCACACAAAAUCUUACCCUGUUCAAAUGCAGCCAUGAAUCCAAUCUUAGUCCCCAUCCCCAUUUUGAUUUUAGUUAUAAAAGGUGCGAGAACUUCGUCAUCUAUUACACAUACAUGAACAGAACUCUGCCAAGUCCUCCCACUAACUGUUCAAUUCUUCAGCUUCCCAUAAAAAUAAACCAUGGCUAUGGCGACAUUUUUUAUCUGUUAACUGCUACUUUCUCUCUUCAAGUGUACUGGUGGUUGGAAUGUUACAUGUGUCAAGUAUCAUACAAAGGUAAAUGCCAAUGUGUUGAUGCACAUGGAAAACCAAGAGUAUCCAAAAGGAAGCUACAACUAGGUCUCAUAUGCGUUUCUGCCUCCAUUGUGAUUGUUUUGCUCAUAAUCUUCAUUUGGUGUCGAUAUAAGAGAAAGAAGGAUGCUUGCUCAAACACUCCCUCAGUCAUUACAGCAUCCAAUCUCUCCCCCAAAUCAGACAUAGAAGAAGACGAUGUCUACUUUAAGGUCCCUAUUUUUUCCUACACUAAGCUUGAAGAAGCCACAAAUAAUUUUGACCCAGAAACUGAGCUUGGAAUUGGAGGGUUUGGAGCUGUAUACUAUGGAAAACUACAAGAUGGGAGGGAAGUUGCCAUCAAGCGCCUGUAUGCACAUCACUACAGAAGAGUUCAGCAGUUCAUGAAUGAAAUAGAAAUCCUCACACGCCUUCGCCACAAAAAUCUUUUGUCUCUUUAUGGGUGUACUUCACUCCACAGCCAUGAGCUCCUCCUUGUCUAUGAAUAUAUCCCCAAUGGCACCGUUGCUGAUCAUCUCCAUGGCAAUGGAAUCCACUCUAGUCAACUAAAUUGGCCAAUUCGUAUGAGGAUUGCCAUAGAAACAGCUAGCGCUUUGGCAUACCUCCAUGCUUCUGAUAUUAUUCAUAGGGAUGUGAAAACUAAUAACAUUCUUCUUGACAACAGUUACAACGUUAAAGUUGCAGAUUUUGGGCUUUCCAGGUUGUUGCCCAGUGAUGCCACCCAUGUCUCAACUGCUCCACAAGGGACUCCUGGCUAUGUUGAUCCAGAGUAUAACCAAUUUUACCAGCUAACUAAUAAGAGUGAUGUCUAUAGCUUUGGUGUUGUCCUUAUUGAACUCAUAUCAUCAAAGCCUGCUGUUGAUAUCACUAGGCAUCGGCAUGAGAUCAGUUUGGCAAACUUAGCCAUAAACAAGAUUCAAAAACACACUUACGAUGAGUUGAUCGACCCAUGUCUAGGUCAUCAGUCAAAUAAGGAAGUUAAAAGAAUGAUAAUUUCAGUUGCAGAGCUGGCCUUGCAGUGCUUGCAACAUGAUAAAGAAUUGAGACCUUCUAUGGAUGAGGUAUUGGAAGAACUACAGAGAACUGGAAGUGGGAAGUAUGAGUUGAAGAAUAUAGAGGAGGAGCACAAUGAUCAUGAUAUCUCAAAGAGCAAGGAGCUGCAAUCUUCACAGCCAAAUUGUGAUGAGAUUGCAUUACUGAAAAAUAUUCAGCCACCAACUUCACCUGAUUAAGUAUCUCAUGAAUGGUUUAGUGGUGGUUCUACAAAAUCUAAGUUGAGUAGCUGUUACGGUUUCUUUUUCCUAGUGCUUUGGUGUUUAAGAUGAGUUUACGUGAAUAUUUUUCUGGCACUAUUUGCUGUGAAUGUUUAGGACAUGCUUAGGAUAAGUUAUUCAAGCAGCUUUAAAAAUAUAUCUUUUUUAUGGAUUUGCUAAGAUCCCUUCAGUAAUCUUUGACAAAAACCUUAUUUUGAA